Messenger RNA from Scleropages formosus (Asian bonytongue), 3708 nucleotides. RefSeq names its product SMAD family member 2 (gene smad2). The transcript has 11 exons. Gene Ontology annotation, biological process: anatomical structure morphogenesis; activin receptor signaling pathway; cell differentiation. Gene Ontology annotation, cellular component: heteromeric SMAD protein complex. Gene Ontology annotation, molecular function: I-SMAD binding; RNA polymerase II cis-regulatory region sequence-specific DNA binding; DNA-binding transcription factor activity, RNA polymerase II-specific. The record is from RefSeq and is a predicted model, not a curated record. Lineage: Eukaryota; Metazoa; Chordata; Actinopteri; Osteoglossiformes; Osteoglossidae. The coding region runs from base 772 to 2187 and encodes 471 amino acids.
GAACGUUUGCGAAUGUGCUGGGCGGCAGGCAAAAGUGUUUUUUUUUAAAAAAACUGAUUUGUUCUUCUCCAGAAAGGAAACAGGAUUUAUUGUAAGAAGUCUUUCCCGUAGAAUUUCCAUUGCGUACAACUGAGGAAAAUAUUUUCUCGACUGUAGAAAUAAUAACGGGCUUUAAAGAUAUUUUAAACUGUUAGUUAGCCUGCCUAGCGCUUGCUGAUUUCUGUCAUACGAGCUAAGUAGCUGUCGUAAAACAUUUUCAGGUUUUGUUUUUCCUCACGCUUUGCGUUUAUUGAAAUAGGGUUUACGUUUCUUAAGGCGGCCACCAACACGGUUGCCUUACUUUGACAUAUUAUUAGUGCUUACUGCGGAUUAGAAAAGCCUUUGAGCGCGUAUUCGCAAGGCAGCGCUGCAUUGUGAUUGUCAAAUCGGGUGUUUUGAUUGAGCAUCGACGAAGUGUUCGCGGGAGCGUGCGGCGGGUGGAGGACAGCAAUCUGACUCUGAGGCAGCACAGACCCGGCCGCGGGGCGCGCGCCGCGCUCUCCGACUCCUGCCCUCGCACGAGGACGAGGUUCCCUGGCAACACAUCUCUCCCCAUCUUCCCUCCAGCCCUUCUUCACGUAGUUACAAAUCACAAAAAAAAUUGCAGAAAUUCUUCCCGCUCCCCAAGUCGGCUGUGUUCAGCUGAAAUAGAGGGACUGGCCCGUUCCUGGUGGCACCCUUCUAAGUGCGCCUGUGUCCUGUCUGCACUCGGUGGGAGGGGAGCGCCUGGCCAUGUCCUCCAUCCUGCCAUUCACCCCACCUGUGGUGAAGAGGCUGCUGGGUUGGAAGAAGUCUGCAAGUGGUUCAGGUGGGAGCGCUGGCAGCGGAGGUGGUGGGGAGCAGAAUGGUCAGGAGGAGAAGUGGUGCGAGAAGGCCGUGAAGAGCCUGGUAAAGAAGCUGAAGAAGACCGGUCAGCUGGAUGAGCUGGAGAAGGCCAUCACAACGCAGAACUGCAACACCAAGUGUGUCACCAUCCCCAGCAAUUGCUCUGAAAUAUGGGGACUGAGCGCACCAAAUACAAUAGAGCAGUGGGACGCGUCAGGCCUGUACUGCUACACUGACCAGACCAGAUCCUUGGAUGGGAGACUUCAGGUGUCUCACCGCAAAGGUCUGCCCCAUGUCAUCUACUGCCGUUUGUGGCGCUGGCCUGACCUGCACAGCCACCACGAGCUGCGGGCUAUCGAAGCCUGCCAGUACGCCUUCAACCUCAAGAAGGACGAAGUAUGCGUAAACCCCUACCAUUAUCAGCGGGUGGAGACACCAGUCCUCCCACCAGUGCUGGUUCCAAGGCACACAGAGAUCCUAACAGAACUGCCACCGCUGGAUGACUACGCCCACUCCAUCCCUGAGAACACAAACUUCCCUGCCGGCAUCGAGCCGCCAAACAACUACAUCCCAGAGACUCCACCUCCUGGUUACAUCAGUGAGGAUGGAGAAACCAGUGACCAGCAGAUGAACCAAAGCAUGGACACAGGUUCUCCAGCCGAGCUGUCGCCCAGUACGCUUUCUCCUGUCAAUCACAGCAUGGACCUCCAGCCAGUGACAUACUCAGAGCCAGCCUUUUGGUGCUCCAUCGCCUACUAUGAACUGAACCAAAGGGUGGGCGAGACCUUCCAUGCAUCUCAGCCCUCACUGACGGUAGAUGGCUUCACAGACCCCUCCAACUCUGAGCGCUUCUGUCUGGGUCUGCUUUCCAACGUGAACCGCAACGCAACUGUGGAGAUGACCAGAAGACACAUAGGGAGAGGAGUCAGGCUGUACUACAUCGGAGGGGAGGUAUUUGCAGAGUGCCUGAGUGACAGUGCCAUCUUCGUCCAGAGCCCCAACUGCAACCAGAGGUACGGGUGGCAUCCGGCAACGGUCUGCAAGAUCCCCCCAGGGUGCAAUCUGAAGAUUUUCAACAAUCAGGAGUUUGCUGCCUUGCUGGCCCAAUCGGUGAACCAGGGCUUUGAGGCUGUGUAUCAGCUCACCAGGAUGUGCACUAUCCGCAUGAGUUUUGUUAAAGGCUGGGGGGCUGAGUACAGACGGCAGACUGUGACAAGUACGCCCUGCUGGAUCGAGCUGCACUUGAAUGGGCCUCUGCAGUGGCUGGACAAGGUUCUGACCCAGAUGGGGUCUCCAUCGGUUCGCUGUUCCAGUAUGUCAUAAACCCACCGUGGAUGGCAGCCCUCGUGGCAGUCCACAGUCACACGAGAAAAACAACUUGACUGAACAGAGACUUACUACAACCUGUCUUCAGUGCUUGUGACCCCAAUCCAUACUGCCCCCCCCCCCCCCCCCCCAGUACACAUCCAUCUUUGUGCACACAUAAUACACGUCAGCACACACACAGACACACUGAUGUUUUCACUGUUUAAAAUGGAACAUGGCACUUGCUGUUUCAUCAGCAUCACGCACCUUGGAUUUAAUUAUUCUCCCCUCAACCCUGAAUAUUAAAUGUUUUAGUGGUAGAAUUGAAAUGUGUAUCAACGUAGCAGCGUGGAUGGUUGGCAGCAAGAAGAUGGCGGGAAGCUUCCAGUAACAGGCUUCUGUCCGAGUUACUCAAAUCUUUAGCAUGAUGGCUGUUUCAGAAUAUUCCUUUUCUAACAAAUGGUUUCUUCUUCUGGAGAGACUGUCGAAGAGUUCUUUAAGGAAUUGUAUUUGUUUUUUGUUUUAUUUCUGUUAGUUUUUUCUUUCCCCUGACAGGAAUGCCAAAUAAUGACUCUCUUUAUUUUCAUUUUAGCCUUGUACUGGCCAUUUGAAGAGAAUGUUGCCUUUAAAUAGUGGUGUGCAGUUGUUAGACGUGCUGCUUUUUUGAUCUUUGGUGUACAGGUGGAUGGUGGGAUGAUGAUGCAAAACAAGCCAAGUGUUUCCCACUUUGGUUGGGGUCUUUGUGUGGAACGUGGAAGUGGAGCCCUUUGUCUGAGGUCUCUGCCUCUGCCUCUUCCUCUUCCUCUCUUAUUUUUGUUCUCCCAUGUCAACUUCCCAACCCAAGUGCAAGAGGAGGUUUCUUCAUGAGUGUGGCUAACAACUUCCCGGGAGUUCAUUGUACAGCUGUCUGAAUCUUUCACAAUGUAAGCGUGAUAAAGUUUGUGUAUUGGGUAACUCGAUUGUGCAACACCCAAGCAGGCUUACCUACCUGCCCUAUAUUUUCCCCUUUCUUUUAUCUUUGUUCCAGCUAAUUUUUGUAAUUUUAUGUAUUUUUAUAUAUAAAUAUAUUUAAAAUCUCUAUAGCUCACUUCCUUUUUAUUAGAAUUUAAUAUUUUUUUAGGCCAUGUCCUAUUUAUUGAGGAAUAGAGGUUCAAAAUGUCUGUCCAGUAAUGCAAAAAGCAAUUAGGGAAUAAAUACUUAAAUAGAAGCGGUCAUGAGCAAGUGAAGCAGACAGAUGUGUAUGUGGAUGAGUGACAGUGUGGUGUGUGUGUGGUCCCAGUUUGAAUUUUUGUCCAGUUGUAGCUAUCUUUUGUAGCACGCUAAUGUUAUAAUGAGCCAGUAAUAUGAAAAUUUGAAAUUCCUUCAACUGUUUGGAUCACCUCUGUCAGAUUCUCGUCGAGGUUAAAUUGCUUCAGAACUUCCACUGACCUUUACUAACUCUGCAGAAUCAGCUUAUACUUCGCCUCCGGUGUGUAGUGGGGCAGGUUCUUGUUCGUAAGGAAAAGACUGCACAGAAUGGUGUGUGUGUGUGUGUGUGUG